Closterium sp. Naga37s-1 is the source of this 6246-nucleotide messenger RNA. The record is from the annotation of a GenBank genome assembly. Lineage: Eukaryota; Viridiplantae; Streptophyta; Zygnematophyceae; Desmidiales; Closteriaceae.
AUGCUGCAGUCAACGGCCCCUGGGGUGGUGUCGACGUGGGGAGGGAAGGGGAGCCCCUGUGAGAAGGCCUGGACCACUGACAUCCAACCCCCUCCCUUUUCCCCCAUCCCUCUCUUCCCGCUCCCCACCAGUGGCGGCGUUGCUGCAUUUGCAGGCGGCGCUGCAGUCAACGGCUGGGGAGGGAAGGGGAGCCCCUGUGAGAAGGCCUGGACCACUGACAUCCAACCCCCUCCCUUCCCCCCCAUCCCUCUUUUCCCGCUCCCCCCCAGUGGCGGCGCUGCUGCAGCUGCAGGCAGCGCUGCGUUCAACGGCCCCUGGGGUGCUGUCGACGUGGGGAGGGGAGGGGAGCCCCUGGAUCUCAAGCGGGCGGGCCUCGUUGGGAACAUCCCCACCUUUGAGCUCUCCCAGUUCGAUGCUCUCACUUAUCUGGACCUGGCAGCCAACAACUUCUCUGCAUUCAACGGCCAGGCGUUCAUCGUGCAGAUGACCAGCCUGCAGCACCUGUCUCUCGCAAAGAACAACAUGAAGUGGUUUCCCACGGAUGUUGACAUGCUCACGAGUCUCACCUUUCUCGAUCUGAGCAACAACAAGUUCGACGGUCAGAUCCCCGUGGACAUCUUCCAGCUGCGCAAUCUUGAAGUUCUGUCCUUGGAGAACAAUCUGUUCACAGGGAGUGUGCCUCGCGCUCUCAGCAACCUUGUCCGCCUCAAGACGCUCAAUCUUGGCAAGAAUGAUUUCUACGGCCCGCUUCCCCAGUUCUUUGGCGCCAUGCACGACCUGGUUAACCUGAAGAUGGAUCUCAACCGCUUUGAAGGCACCAUCCCCGAAACCUAUGCCAUUCUCAGGAACCUCCGUCGCUUGGACCUGAGCUCCAACAGGAACCUCACAGGUCCUCUCCCCAGCUUCCUGGGCGAGCUCGGUCUGCUGCAGUCGCUCUCUCUGGACGACUGUGACUUCACCGGUGGGCUGCUCGAGUCCCUCUCCCGCCUGCCCUACCUCACCGAACUGUUCCUCGAGCACAACCGCUUUGAGGGGACCAUUCCCGAGGCGUACGGGCACUUCCCGCGCAUCGUGUCUCUCUACCUCAGCAACAACCGCCUCACGGGGCGCAUUCCCGAGAGCAUGUGUGGGCUGGAAACGGCGGAGCUGCUGGUGCUGGAGAGGAAUGAACUGACUGGCCCAGUGCCACCGUGCAUGCUGCAGCUGCAGGGGCUGCUCAUUCUGGACGUUUCAGAGAACUACCUCACGGGCACACUUCCCAGGGUCCCUCCUGGCUCGCCCAUGCAGUUUGUUGGCCGACAACUCCCCUGCCUGCCCAGUAGCACUGCCGGGUGGGCGAGAGGGCUUUCCUUUUCUGACCCGCGCCCACAACACACUCCCUUGCCGCCCUUCCUCCCUUCCCGAAUACUCCCUCCGUUCCCCAGCCACAUGAACAACUGCUUUGAUAACGUGGCCGAUAACUCCCCUUCCUGCCCAGUGGCAGCACCGGGUGGGGGGGAGGAGCAGAUAGGCGCCCCCAUCGACCAGCAAGGAGGUGGGCCCCCCAACCAGCAAGUCGGAAAUCCCCUCGACCAGCAGCAAGGGGGGCUCUGGUGCCACUUGAACAACUGCUUUGAUAACGUGGUCGAUAACUCCCCUUCCUGCCCAGUAGCAGCACCCGGUGGGGGGGAGGAGCAGAUAGGCGUCCCCAUCGACCAGCAGGGAGGCGGGCCCCCCGACCAGCAAGUCGGAAAUCCCCUCGACCAGCAGCCAGGGGGGGAUGUUAACCAGCAAGUGGGGGUCCCAAUUGACCGGGAAGGAGGGGGGUCUGUGAGUCAGAAUGUGGGGGUGCCACAGCAGCGACCGGGGGCCGGGAGCAUUGGGCAGCAAGUGGGGGUGCCCAUUGGUCAGCAGCUGCCGGGAGGUGUUCCUGUGCCUGGCGCCAACACCCCGCCCUGCCCUGACAUGGGUCCGCUGGUGGCGCUGCAGGCAGCACUGCGCAUGGACUCCCCAGACGCCCUGCAGACGUGGGACCAGGGGUCGGACCCGUGUGACGGCACGUGGGAGACUGAAGUUAUCUGUGACCCCAUGACCGGCCAUGUCAUCCGCCUUGAUCUCCGCCGGGCCAACCUGUCAGGAGCCAUCCCUUCAGCAGAGCUGGCACAACUGAACCGACUCACGUACCUUGACCUUGGCGGUAACGAGUUCUCAUCCUUCAUUCAGCAGGAUUUUCUGGAGAGACUCACACGCCUGGAGCACCUCUCCCUGGCAGACAAUCAGCUCCAGUGGUUCCCAACCUUCAUCAAUGCUCUCACCCGGCUGACAUCGCUGGAUCUGAGCACCAACAAAUUCACGGGCGAUUUCCCCGAAGAUGUGCUUGUGAUGCCCAACCUGCUGCACCUCAAGCUGGAAGAGAAUCACUUCUCUGGCAGCGUUCCUGAUACCAUCACGGCCCUCAGCAAGCUCCGAUCCAUCACCCUCGCCACCAACAAUUUCACAGGCCUUCUGCCUGAGUCGUUUGCGCAGCUCACGUCGCUGCAGGCCAUCAACCUUGCAGGCAAUCAGUUCGCCGGCCCUCUGCCUGCGAGCUAUGCUGCUCUCACCAACAUGGUCUUCUUCAAGGUGGCCACAAACGCUCUCGAGGGGGGAAUUCCGGACUGGCUGGGCUCCUGGCCUCGACUCAACCACCUGUCGCUGUUCCACAACAGGUUCACAGGACCCGUCCCUGCCUCUCUUGGCAACGCCAAGAACCUUGCUACCUUGGUGCUGGAUGAGAAUCGUUUGACCGGGUCCCUGCCUGACGCCUUCAGCGCGCUCACCAAUCUGGAAGCAUUUUACGCUGUGGGCAAUCAGCUGGACGGCACCAUUCCCGACUCCUACUCCAGCCUGCAGAAGCUGCGAUACAUCGAUCUGAGCUUCAACACCAAGAUCACUGGCGCCCUGCCCGAGUUCCUGAGCGGCAUUCAGUCUCUCGAGUCAAUUGCUUUCGAGGAGUGUGACUUCACGGGGUCCCUCCCUGUGGGCUAUGCCAAGCUGCCAGCACUCGCUGAGCUCUACCUGGACCGCAACAACCUGGAAGGUUCCAUCCCGGGCCUGUACGGCGACAUGCCGAACCUGGCCACGCUCUACCUCAGCAGCAACCGGCUGUCGGGGGAGAUUCCUGGAAGCUUCUGCCGGCUGGGGAAGGCCAAGACGAUUGUGCUGGCACGGAAUGAGCUGAGGGGAAGCAUUCCGGAUUGCAUCAUCAGCAACCUGAAGGAGUUGCGCCUGCUCGAUGUCUCUGACAACUACCUCACGGGCCCUGUGCCUUCCGUCCCAGCGGGCGGCCCUCUGCAGUUUGAAUUUUCAAGCAACUGUCUGGCAUCAUCAGAGGGCGCGCAGAGGAACCCCUGCCCCUCGUCGCCCGUCGCCCCCACCCAGCCUCCUCCGGACGAAGCAGCUCCCAGGCAGCCCGGAGGCACAGAGCCCACUCCUGCCGAGACCACUGUCGACCCGUCUGCCUCCUCCUCCCUACCCUCGCCUGACGCUGUUGCACUGAUGGAGAUGCUGGCAGGGCUGAGGGCAGCAGCAGGAACGGACGUGCUGCCCUCGUGGACGCAAGAAUCUGACCCCUGUGAUGGCUCCUGGGCCACGUCCAUCAAGUGUGACAACCGCACACGCCAAGUCGUGCACCUUGACCUGCGUCGUGCCGACCUUGUUGGGGACGUUCCUUGCUUUGGUCUCUCCCAGCUCAACGCCCUCACAUACCUUGACCUGGGCUCCAACAAUUUCACCUUCUUCCGCCAGGCACCAUUCUGCCAGCAAAUGACCAACCUGCAGCAUGUUUCUCUGGCAGAGAAUCAGCUCAAGUACUGGCCUGAAACUGUUGUUGGCUACUGGCCUCAGCUCACAUUCCUGAGCUUGGCAGCCAACCUCUUGUCUGGGCCCAUUCCAGAGGACAUUGGUGAUCAGCUCUCCACCACGCUCGUGCACCUCGAUCUCAUGGGCAACUAUUUCAACAGCACGGUGCCCAGCUCGAUCUCCGCCUUGCAGAAGCUCAGAUACAUCGAUCUAAGCUUCAACUCCAACCUCACUGGCCCUGUUCCAGAGGCACUCGCUAAAAUCAAUACCCUCCGAACCAUCAACUUGGAAGGCUGCAGCUUCACAGGUGUCCUUCCUGAAAGCUACUCGCGGCUGCCCUUCCUGGCGAGCCUGUAUCUCGACAAGAACGGGCUGGACGGCGCCAUCCCCGCCUCCUACGGCUACAUCCCCAGCCUCGUGAACCUCUACCUCAGCAACAACGAUCUCUCGGGGCACAUUCCGGAGAGCCUGUGCCGGCUGCAGAAGGCCGAGGCGAUCGUGCUAGAGAGGAACUCUAUAGGGGGGAUGAUUCCCGCGUGCCUUGUCACCAUGGAUAACCUCCUCAUCCUUGAUGUGACGGGCAACUACCUCAAGGGCCCAAUCCCCACGGUGGAAGCCGGCUCCAUCCUUCAGUUCCUCUACGCGGGCAACUGCUUGGACGGUCAGGAUCGCGGCAACGACCCGUGCCCUAUCGAAACGGCAACGGACCCCAAUAGCAGGCUGCCACCUGGCAGCCACCAGAACCAGCCGCUGUGGGAGAACGCACAGACCCCCGAGGAGAACGCCUGGCCGGGCACUCCCACGUGGGGGGAGGCUCAGGCCGCCGCCGCUGCUGUUCCCGCCCCCUCGGGUCCUCCAGUGGACUGGAAGCCCAUUCUCAGCUACGUCUUCUUGGCGCUGCUCUCAGUGGCGUUCGUCUUCCUCCUCUGCUCCGCCUUCUCCAUGCUCGCCAAGCGCCGCCGCUACACUGCUGUUGACUUCUCCGCGCCACGUGUCGACCAGCUCCCAGUGACAGAGUACGGGCUGUCAAAGAUCAAGAGGGCAACGAAGAAUUUCACCACAGUAUUCGGCAAGGGCAGCUUCGGCACUGUGUAUCUCGCUGAUGACUUCCUUCCCGACCAGAUCGAGCCGCGCGCCAUUGUCAAGCGCGCACACGAGCCCGAGAAAAUGACGGAGGCCCAGUUCCGGGAGAAGGUGCAGCUGUUGGCAAAGGCGCGCCACCGCUACCUCGUGUCGCUGCGGGGGUACUGCAUCGGCAAGGCAGAGCGCAUUCUGGUGUUUGAGUUCCUGCCGCACGGCUCCUUGUUCGACCGGCUUCACCGCUCCGAUGUGGAUCCCUUGCCCUGGGAUGCACGGGUGCACGUGGCAGUCAACCUGGCAUCAGCCUUGGCGUUCCUCCACCACGGCUGCGACCCGCCUCUCGUCCACCGCGCCGUCACCUCAUCCAACAUCCUCCUGUCUGCUGACAUGAGCGCUAAGCUCUCCGACUUUGGUCUUGCUCGCGGCUCCACCUCCCACGCUGCGUUCGACGAGCCGCCCCGCCGCCGCCCCAACCGCCGGCAGCGGGGAGCAGCAGCAGCGGGCCGAGACGACGCCUCCGCAAGCAGCAGCCUCACUGCUGCUGGCAGCAGCGGCGACGGGAGCAGCGAGACAGAAUCCGAGCUCCUACAGCCAGUGGUCACCCGCACUGACGCGCGGAAACUGGAUAUCUAUGGGUUCGGAGUGGUGCUGCUGGAGCUUAUCACUGGUCAGAAAGCCAUGAAGGAUGUGCAUAUCACUAGUCUGGCCGCCCCUUUCCUGGAAGAUACCCAGAUGAUGCCGCUGAUGGUUGACUCGGCUCUGGGCGGGUUUUUCAACCAAUCGGAGUUGAUCGAGCUGGCGACUAUCGCGAGGGAUUGCGUGAAAGAGGAUCCGAACAGCCGCCCGUCGAUGCUGGAGGUGGUGAGGACGAUGGAGGGGAGUAUCGAGCUGGCCGUUGACUUGUUUGACCCGCUUGACUCUGCUGACUCAGCUGCUGGGAGUGCUAAGGCUGGGACCCCGAAGACUGGAGGGGCCGGGUAUGCGGCUCUGAGUGGUGGGUCGGGGAUUGCGGGGGAUGCAAUGGGAAGUGGAGGGGUUGGGAGUGGUUCGGGGGGGAGUGGGAGGCAGGGCACUGGGGGCGGGACGUGGGCGCCUCUGGAGUUGUUUUCGGGGUCGUUUGGGAGGAGGUCGGGACGUGAGAGGGAGGGGGGAGGUGGGAGGGGAGGAGGGGCGGGACAGGCAGGGACGGAGAGGGGGGACGUUGAGAGGUCGGGGCGUGAGAGGGAGGCGGGAGGCGGGGGAGGAGGCAGGAGAGCAGGAGGGGCGGGACAGGGAGGGGUGGAGAGGGGGGACGUCGAGGCAGGGUCGUCGCUGCUGUAUAUCACUCCCAAGGAUGGGCAGCACUAG